Molecule: messenger RNA, 1705 nt
Organism: Gallus gallus (chicken)
Lineage: Eukaryota; Metazoa; Chordata; Aves; Galliformes; Phasianidae
Gene: IL13
Product: interleukin 13
Exons: 4
Coding region: 39-455 (138 amino acids)
Biological process (GO): immune response
Cellular component (GO): extracellular region
Molecular function (GO): interleukin-4 receptor binding; growth factor activity
Source: RefSeq, marked provisional
ACUGAAGCCCUCAGAGCAAACCAGGCGGCAGAGCCAGGAUGCACCGCACACUGAAGGCUGCCCUUGCUCUCCUCUGUCUGGCGGAGCUCGUUGCCUCCACACCACUGGCGAUGAACUUGUCCAAGCUGAAGCUGUCGGACAUCACCCAGGGCAUCCAGAAGCUCAACAGAGGAGUGCAGGUCCCUUGCAAUGACACCAGAGUGGCACAAGUGGCUUUCAAGGAUCGGAAGCUGUCAGAGCAAGAGCUGCUGUGCCAGGCUGCCACAGUGCUGGACAACAUGACCGACUGCAAGAAGGACUACGAGCCCCUCAUCACCAGUCUGAAGAGCCUGCACGGCAUGACGAACUGCCCGCCGAGCACCGACAAUGAGAUCUACCUGCGGAACUUCUUGCCGGCACUGGGGAACUACACCCAGGCGCUGUACCGGCGGAUCUCGGCCACAGCUGCAAACUGAUGCCCGGCCCCAUCGCCUCCACCCUGCGGCCCCCGCGCUGGGAGCUCCUCAGAUUGGUUCUACAGCUCUUCACACUUCUGAGCUCUUCACCGCGUGCACUUCCCCACCUCUGAACCCAAACCCCACUCAGUCCUAGAUGCUCAGGAGCACCCCAGCCCUUGCUGUCCUCUUUGGCAAAGGGGAACGUCCCCAUCCCCAUCUCCAUCCCUCUCUCAUCCCAUCCCAUCCCAAAAUCCAUCCCUAUCCCCCUCUCCAUCAUCUCCAUCCGCAUCCCCAUACUCAUCUCCAUCCCCAUCCCCACCUCCAUAUCCAUUCCCAUCUUCACCCCCAUUCCACCCCAGCACUUCCCUGGCUGAGGCCAAGCUCUCUGCAUCCCAUAAGCGAGUGCUGCGGUGGGUCCCACGUGCAGGGGGACACCGGGGACACGUGUGCCCUAUCCCCAGUGCUGGGUAUUCCCAAAGCAGCCAUCAACACAGUUUUUUAACUCAUUCACCUCCCAGCGCAGAGACAAACAAAACCAAAACCAAAUUAUCUGCUUCCUGUUCCUCUAAUGAGGGGAGGCUUCUCAUCCUAACAAGAUCAAGAUCUAGGCUGAGGCACAGCGCUGCACGGAGGCCCCACUGCAGAGCUCACGAGAUCGCAGCAGCAGCAGCAGGGAGGCAGCACGGCCGGCGUGGUGCUCGAACUUUCAGUGUCUUCGUACUGUCUUACAGUGUCUUUGUACUUCGUGCUUCUAAGUUAUUAAUAACAAUGUUAGGAGAGUCUGCAGGGUAACCGGGUCCAAUGGGUGCUUAUAGGCAUCAUAUUUCUAGAGAUUAUUUAUUAUGUUUUAUUUAAAUAACUUAUUUCUAUACUGCACAGUCUGAAGAUUCACGAAGUCCGGGCUGGUGGAAGCAGCUGUUGUGUGCUUUUCUUCAGCUCAGGCCCAAGCGAAAGGGAAAAGGCAGUGUUCAGAUGCUUUGUUUUUAAUUUAUAUGACAGUAGUGCUGUGGAAUACAGUCAUAUCUCAAAUACUGCUACCUCAUCCCCAGGGAACCAUUAGUGCCUGAUUAAUUGCCUUUCCACCACAACAAAUGAAUGUAUGCUGAUGGAUAAUUUAUUAUUCUUCUCUGUAUUUAAAAUAUUUGUAUGAUGUCAGAGUUAAUAUAUUCCAAUUAUCCCAUAUUUAGAAGUCAGUAUUCUGUUUUUUUCACUUGUGACUUUGCACUGAUGUUGUAGAAAUGUUAUGCAAUAAAGCACUCGUAUGGGAA